Hibiscus syriacus is the source of this 1985-nucleotide messenger RNA. RefSeq names its product lycopene beta cyclase, chloroplastic/chromoplastic-like. Gene Ontology annotation, molecular function: oxidoreductase activity, acting on paired donors, with incorporation or reduction of molecular oxygen. The transcript has a single exon. The coding region runs from base 274 to 1785 and encodes 503 amino acids. Gene Ontology annotation, biological process: carotenoid biosynthetic process. Lineage: Eukaryota; Viridiplantae; Streptophyta; Magnoliopsida; Malvales; Malvaceae. The record is from RefSeq and is a predicted model, not a curated record.
CACAUCAGUUCCAGUGUCGUGAGAGCCGACCACUCAAAGCUUUACAAUUAUCUCUUUCUAUGAAGCUACACAAAUGAGGCAUACCCCAAGUUUCUCUCUAUUUCUUCAAUUCAUAUCCUUGUUUUGGUGAGUCUUUUCUUCUCAUUCUUCAUCCCAGAUUCAAUGUUGUAAUCUCAACUUCUAGCAGUAAUGAUCUAGAAGUGAUUUUGGAGAAACUCUUUUUUUCUUUUUUGGAUUUGAGUAAGGUAUUAGAAGACCCUUUGUUGGAAUUCCAUGGAUACUUUACUUAGAACGCACAGCAAGCUCGAAUUUUCUCGUUUACUAAUCCAUGGGUUUUCUGUGAAAGCUUUUAAUAAAAUCCAGGAGGUUAAGUUUGGUCCCAACAAAUCCUUUUUGGGAUGUGGUAGGGAUGAUAAUGGUUGUGUUAAGGUUAAGGCGAGUAGAAGUGCUCUUUUAGAGUUGGUUCCAGAAACUAAGAAGGAAAAUUUAGAGGUUGAGCUUCCUAUGUUUGAUCCAUCAAAGGGUACUGUGGUGGAUUUAGCCGUUGUUGGAGGUGGCCCUGCUGGUCUUGCUGUUGCUCAACAGGUUUCACAGGCGGGGCUUUCGGUGUGUUCGAUUGACCCAUCUCCCAAAUUGAUUUGGCCUAAUAACUAUGGUGUUUGGGUGGAUGAAUUCGAAGCUAUGGAUUUGCUUGAUUGCCUUGAUACUACUUGGUCCGGUGCUGUUGUGUAUAUCGAUGACCGAAGAACGAAACAUCUCGAUCGACCUUAUGGAAGGGUUAACAGGAAGCAGCUCAAGUCCAAAAUGUUGCUAAAGUGCAUAUCUAGUGGUGUGAAAUUUCACCAGGCAAAGGUUAUUAAGGUUAUUCAUGUGGAAUCAAAGUCUUUGUUGAUUUGCAAUGAUGGUGCCACGGUUGAGGCUACCGUUGUUCUCGAUGCUACCGGAUUUUCUCGGUGCCUUGUUCAGUAUGAUAAGCCUUAUAAUCCAGGCUAUCAAGUGGCCUAUGGAAUUUUAGCCGAGGUGGAAGAACACCCGUUCGAUGUAGAAAAGAUGGUUUUUAUGGACUGGAGAGACUCACAUCUUGCCAAUUGUAAGGAUUUGAGGGAGAGAAAUAGUAGAAUUCCCACAUUUCUAUAUGCAAUGCCCUUCUCAUCCAACAAAAUAUUUCUCGAGGAAACUUCUCUAGUUGCUCGACCGGGGGUGCCAAUGGAUGAUAUCAAGGAGAGAAUGGUGGCCAGGUUAAGGCACCUGGGAAUAAAAGUUACUAGCAUCGAAGAGGACGAGCAUUGUGUUAUUCCAAUGGGCGGGCCUCUUCCGGUGCUACCUCAAAGAGUCGUGGGAAUUGGUGGCACGGCUGGGAUGGUGCACCCUUCAACAGGGUAUAUGGUUGCAAGAACUCUUGCAGCUGCUCCAAUUGUUGCAGACGCCAUAGUUCGGUACCUUGACCCUGGAAGGAACUUGCCGGGAAACAAGUUGUCUGUAGAAGUAUGGAGAGAUCUAUGGCCCAUAGAACGAAGGAGACAAAGAGAGUUCUUCUGUUUUGGCAUGGAUAUUCUUCUAAAGCUUGAUUUACCGGCAACAAGAAGGUUUUUCGAUGCAUUUUUUGAUCUGGAACCCCAUUAUUGGCAUGGAUUCUUGUCGUCUAGGUUGUUUCUUCCAGAACUCAUAACUUUUGGGUUUUCCCUGUUCUAUCAUGCCUCAAAUACUUCCAGGUUAGAGAUUAUGGCCAAGGGAACUCUUCCUUUGGCCAACAUGAUCAAUAAUUUAGUUCAAGAUACAGAAUAAGAUGAUCAGGAUAUCCAUUUAUUUCAUGCUUAAGUUUGUUGGUGGGCUUCAUUUUACUAGUUUUCCCCCUAUAAAUGUUGAUACUGUAUAAUCAUGAUAGUUAAUUUACGAGGAAGAAUGGACACUGUAAUUUCUUACUGAACACAAUAUUAUUAGAUUUCUUCAUUUAUGUACACAAACAUUGUUGUUCUAUCAGGCCA